AUGAAAUUUGUAGGGUGGAUAUGUAAAUGUGUGAAGCCCCAUGCUGUCUUGGUCAUGAAAACUUGUGCUAACUUGCAGAUCAAGUCUCCCUCCACAUCUACCAAAGCAGAAGAGCAGAUAUUUAACGAUCCAGCUAUUAUUCAGUCACAACAUUUUGGGAUGCUAAGUUCUCCAGUUGCCUCAGUUGGUGGGAGAAUGACAGAAUCAAUUCAAAGGCAAGAUAGUCCUGCUAUGUCUAGUAAAGCCCUUCCUGUUGGGUUGCCUUCUCAUCAAUCUGUGACUCAGCUGGGCCCUUCUAACCAAUUUACUGCUUCUCAAGUUGCUAGUCAUCCAUCUUUUUCUACAGAAAUGUAUAGGCCAGGACACAGUGAGACAUCAAACCAUAGCUCCCAUUCUCUGCUACAAUCUAGUUAUCUUCAACCUCCAUUAGUGAUAUCACCCUUACCUACGCAGAGUCGCACACAAACUUCAGAAACUCAGGCACCUACAAAAGUGGGAUGGACAACUUUGUCAGAAUAUGGUCUACCUAUAUCUUCCACAAUGCCUUCUUCCCUUUUAAAUCCGACUCGUUCUCCUGCUUCGACCUCUUCACAAAUUUCUGAUUCUCUUGAUAUUCCAUCCCUUUUUUCUACUAAGACACCUAUCCCGAAUUCUACGUCCGGGAAUUUUGAUGGACCAAAAAUGCCUUCGCAUUCCUCACCUCUCCGAGACAUAAAUUCUAUUGAAGAUCAAAUACAUGGACAAGUUUUUCCUGACCCAAGGCCAAUUUAUCCUCAACAUUCUGUCCACCAUCCUGCUUUUCCAUUUGUAGAUUCUACUUCAUAUGCAUCCUCUGUACCGAUACCUUCUCCGGCAUCCUCUGGUUCCUCUGUACUGAUUCCUUCUCCAGCAUCUCAAGCACCAUUACUUUCGCUACCAACUUCAGUUCAUAAGUACUCAGCUCCACAGUUCACUGAAGAGUUCGAUUUUGAGGCCAUGAAUGAAAAGUUCAAAAAGGAUGAAGUAUGGGGUUCUCUAGGAAAGGCAGCCACAAAAAUAGAGGGAGUGGAGGGUAAUGAACCUCCUCUCAACGUCUGUAAUAGAGAAUGUGAUCAUGGGAUGAUACCAAACCCCAAGUCUGCAUACAAGAAAGAUGACUUUUUUGAUACAAUUUCUUGUAACUCUAUGACUCGGGGAUCUAGGAAUGGGCAACAUCGUUUAUCCGAGAGAAUGAAAUUGGAUACUGAGACUUUUGGCAAUUUUCAACAGAGGCCUAUUGCUUAUGGUGGCUAUGGUGCUGGUAGGGGUGAGAAUUUCCGUGGCUCAUAUAAUUGGGGAAGGGGUCAUGGCUAUGCUGGGAGAGGGCGUGGUCCGAAUUUUCCUUUCUAAUGGUACCCAUAUUUUCUGAUGUCCUCCAUUCUCGAAGCUCUCCGCAAAUUUUGCCUAUCUUUUCUGUAUAGUCUUUUGCCUUUAUGCUAAAUGUCAAUAAUGUUAACUUGUUCCUAGAACUUUCAUAUCUGGAUGGUAGAAUGCCAUACUUAACGAAUUACCACCAGUUUCAUUUGUUUUUUUAGUUCAUGGCUGGUGUUUGAAAUCUACUUUCAAGUAAUCUGUAAGUCUAUAUAGA
Molecule: messenger RNA, 1606 nt
Organism: Lotus japonicus
Lineage: Eukaryota; Viridiplantae; Streptophyta; Magnoliopsida; Fabales; Fabaceae
Product: decapping 5-like protein
Exons: 7
Coding region: 1-1368 (455 amino acids)
Biological process (GO): cytoplasmic stress granule assembly; P-body assembly
Cellular component (GO): P-body
Molecular function (GO): mRNA binding
Source: RefSeq, a predicted model, not a curated record